CUCCCUUCUAAAGGAAGUUGCGCCAACUUCCGUUUUGUAGCAGAAAGGGGUGGAGGAAAUAGGAAUUAUGCUUUAUCCGUUUACUAUCUCAUAAGUUUAUGAAUUAUUUGAAUAAAGACGUCCGAAAAUGUCUACGAAACAAAAAGCUGACCUCAAGGUUAUUAUACUUGGAGAUUAUAAUGUUGGAAAAACAUCGCUGAUCUGCCGAUACAUAGAAGGGAAGUUUCGAGGACAAGAGCCGACUAUAGGUGCUGCAUUUUUUUUAAAGCAAUGGGGACCAUACAACGUUGCUGUAUGGGAUACUGCUGGCGAUGAAAAAUACUCUGGGCUCUCUCAUUUUUACUGCCGUAGUGCAGGGGCUGCCAUACUUGCAUAUGACAUAAAUGAUCCAAAGACUUUCGAGUCCCUGUGGGCUCGCUUCAGUCCAAUGCUUUCUGCUGCAAAUGAUGACUGUAUGCGGGUGAUUGUUGCAACCAAGUCUGACCUCCUGGAGCCUGGUUCAAGAGAGAUCACAGUGGAUGAAGGAAAAAGACUAGCAAGAGAGUUCAAUGCACACAUUGACUUGACCAAAGUUCCUUUUGAGCCAUACUUUGAGACCUCCAGCAAACUGGGCACAGGGGUGACGGAAGUGUUUGAAUACAUCUUCCAGCAUUGCCUGCCUCUCAGUGACGAGCAGAAGAAGCGACACACAGACAUUAUAGAUUUGGUAGAUGCCCCAAGAGGACAAGAUAAGACAAAGUGUAGCUGUUGAUCCUGUGAUGUUUUUUAGCUUUGGACAUGCAUCCAUUACUCCAUGACAAAUAGAUUUUUGCAACAAGUGCUUGAGAUAGAACAAAAUCUGCUGGAAUAUACAGGCCUGUGAACAUGUGCAUCUGGCAUUUUUUGUGGAUUGGGUCAGAAGUUUUAUUGAUAGUUUUUUUGUUUUGUUUUUUCAAAAUCUCCAUCUACAAAUUUGGUUUAAAUAGAAUCAGAUUUGUUAUCUCAUAGUGCUUGCUGCACUUUCAACUUUCAAGAAUUGUAUUGAUGUGCUACCUAUCACAGACAGAAACAAAUGUCUGUAUGAUGUAUGAUAGUUUUGUGAUUAUUAUCUGCUUUCUGUGGCAGAAACUAUUUUAAAACUAAUAAUUACCUUUCCUUUUCUUGUAAACAGUCAUUCACUUUGAUUGCUACCUGUUGCUGAUCUGGGCUUGGAAAGAAAAACUGAUCAUGCACACUACUGGAGAGGCCGUAUAUUUACCUUUAGGGUGUAUCGUGUGACUGUAUUUCUAUCACUUUCAUCUGAAAUAUAUCUGGUUCAAAGUUCACCAGCCAAAAGUCACCAUCUAUGCUUGUCAUAUUCAGGCUACCUUUGCUGACUUACAGCAUUAGGAGCAGAUGAGUUAUUUUUAAUGUUUUCACAAGAAAAAAAUGAAGUAAUAAAUAUCCAACAUUUUUGUGGUGAUUUCUAAAAUUUUUAUUAUGCGUAUUCAUGGAGCCCUUCUGGAACUGUUUUUUUUUCUAAUUCCCUCCCACAUCUAUCAAUGAAGAUGAUUUGGAUGCCUUUCAUAACUCUGCUGUUACUGACCUGUGAUCUUGUAAAGUUUGGCAAAUUUAUUAUAUCUUUUUAGAUAUUUUAUUGGUCAAAUACAUUUCAUAGAAUGCUAUAUUAAAAAGUAUUAACUUAUUGAGGGUAAGUUCUUUUUUUACAUCAGCUUUAUUUUUGCCAUCUUAUUUAUGAAAAUUUCUGCUGACGGCUAGAAAUAAGAAAAAAAGACCUCUGCCAUACAUUGUAAUAUAUUGUUGUGUUCUUAUUUAUUUGAUGUAUUGAUAUGCUUUAUUAUUGUUAUGGAGAGUUAUUUUUGGAAAUCUUUCAGAGAUUGUAGAAACUAUAAAAACUUGCAGCAUUCAUUAUGUAAUGUAUGUCAAAAUGUGUGGGGGAAGGUAAGGGAGAAUGCCCCUUUGAAUCACAUAUAGAUUUAAAGAAAAUGUUUUAAAAAAAUCAAACUAUGCAGUUGUAAUUCUGUUUCUUCCUUUUUUCAUUAUGCAAACCUACCAGAGGAUUUUCAACAGCGAUGAAAUAUGCCUAGUUUUAUUCACUUGCUAGAGAAAUUGAAUGCACUCAACCAGCAAGCUGUUUUUACCUCAAAUGAUAGGCUUGACAGCAACACUGUUCAUUGCUGAAAAAAUACAUUCUGCGUUCAUUGUAAAUUAGUGUUGAAGCCAUGAAGAGCAUUUUUUUUUAAAUAGCAGCAAUUUUUAACUGUCUGAUCACUUUUGUGUAAUAUUCCGAUAUAAGUCACAGCUAAGACGUAUAUGAACAUUAUUCACAACCAUAAACACUAAGCACAUGCACUGUCCAUAAAUGUCACUCCACACAUCAAUGAAACACACGCCUGGGUGAUUGUUGUUAAAGGUGGGCGCUUUCAUGAUCAUAUCACUUUGCUUGACUAAUUUCAAACACUUUUGCCUUGUGACCUUUUAAGUGUCAUUCCAAUUACAAACUUUGUCACUUUUGUUUGUGGGCAAGAGCAUACAGACAGAUUAUGGAUAUGUGGGCGAAAUGAUGAAUGUGUGGGUAAAUAUGUGUUCCUUUUGCUGUUCUGGCCAAAUUACUGUCAGCUGAAAAGUUAUUCACAAGCUUUUCAGCAUCCAUAAUUCUCUGUAUUGAGUAUGAGGAAAGGACUGCUGUUACAUGUGAUGCCAUCUUUAUAUUCUUCUCAUGUAAUAAUGUGUAAAUAUAUGAAGAGGCCUUUAGUCAGAAGAUCAAAUCUUACUUAUAAGAGAUUUGAGACUAUAUUGUCCAUUACCUUAAAGCAAAUUUUCAAAAUGUUUUUUCCUCAUUUUUGUUUUAAUUUAAAUAUCAAUUACAAAGUCAGAAAAACGUGAACAUUUAGCACUUUCAUCUUUUAGAAUACAUUAAGAACAAUUAAUGAUUUUGCUCUUGUAACACUCAGCAUAUGCAGAAUAAUGUCAGAAAAAUAGUGAUGAUCUACUUGCCUGGAUAUUUCUGGCACUUUCAUCAGUUCAUUCACCGUAAGCUGUUUUUGUUAAUUUACUGAAGGAAAAUCAUAAACAUUGAUUUUAAAGCCAUUCUGAGAAAUAGUUCAUAUUUUAGAAAAUGUUUUUUUCAAAAAUUGUGGAAAUCACAUUUGUUUCAGUUAAAGUCAUCAUGAUAUAUACUUUUGAAUAUCACAUAAAAUUGAUGCAGAUAUAAUGUAUUAAAUUCCUAUCACAAAUGACAGUAUAGGAACUAAAAUCUACUGUCAUAAUUAGUACAGUUUAGUAUUAAUUUUCAUCUUCUAGCUUAAGUGUUGUUGCCUGUGAUGCUGUGGGAUGUAGGUGAUUACUCUUUAUAAUAUUUCACACAAUGUUGUGAAGUACUGUGAAGCCCAUUCUUGCAGGAACUGAGUCUUUUUGUUUGCUUUUUUUAAGUCUUUGUUUUCAAAUUAAUGUUAAUUUUUUUCAUUAGAAUGUGCAUUUUAGUUACCAGUUAAAUGUAUUGAUGGUACUUUUGUCAAUCAUUCCAACAGAUACUUAUUUUAGAAAGUUUUUCAUAUUUUUGCUGUUAAGUCCUGGGACAAUUUUUUAAAUAAAUGAACUUAGGGCAUCUACCAGGCGUUAUUGUAUUUUCCAUGUUCCCAGACUUUCAAAAUGAGAAUUUUGCAUUAUUUCAGUCUCUUUAAUUUGGCUUUUAUGUUCAAACAAUUUAUUUUUGAAACCAGGUGUUUAUUUUUUCACUUUUCAGUCUGGUUAGUUUUUCUAAAUGCUGCAUUAUAAGAACUCCUAUAAGAAUCCAUUUUCAUUAUCUUUAUUAAAAGCAAAAAAAUUUCCUAAGCUUUAAUCAACACACAGCAACAUAUUUCUGUUAAGUACAAAGUAAGAUUUUUUGAAGACUUUUAUUUUGGCUAACUAGUUGUAUCUUAGAACAGGCAUUCGAUCCUGUCUCUUUCCUAUUCAUGCUCUUGUCUGAUUUAACAUCACAGGUGCAACAAGCUUUGUAACUUAGUCAAGUUAGAGUUACACGGCCAUGCACCUUAUGAGAUACACUUUUGCUCGAUAUGAGUGAUUGGGACUCAGGAUUUAGCAUGUUCUUGAGAGGGAUUCAAGAGCAGAUGAAAAAUCCUGAGAUACAAAGGAUCUGAACAUUAUAGAAAACAAAAUCAGGCUUUGUAUUGGGAAUCAGCUAGGGUUUCUUAUUGUGUAGAAAUGUACAGAAAUCAUGAAAAAGCUUCUAAAACAAAUUUCCUAGGGGUCUCCAAAUGUAACAGUUUGAUGUUGAGUGUCUGGAAAUGUGAAAAAGAGGUUAGCAAGAGAUCUUGGUAUGUAAAACAUUUUACAAUAAACAGGACAAGAAAAGUGGUAUUUUGUUUUUGCUUGUUAUCAGAUUUUAAUUUCAUACUUUGAUGUGUAAAACAUCAGGAAUGUUAGCAAAUGUGCAUUGAUGUGUACUUUGAUUUUGCUCCUAAAUGAUUAGACCCCUACUAAUUUACCCUCAACAACUUUUAACUGAGGGUUUUAAAACAUUUUGCAUCUCUUGGAAGAAAAACCUUGCUGUAGACGAAAUUAGUGACAUGAGACCAGUGUGUACUUGGUUGGUUUAUUUAGUAGGAAGUGCUUCCCCCUUGUUUGCCUUUUUUUUUUUUUUUUUAACCUGAAUAGUGUCAAAUAUUUGUGCAAAUUUUGGGAAAUGUUUUUGUUUUGUUUUAAAAGUAUGGGUGAUUAGUAAAUCAUAAAAUCUUUUACAAAUAUUUUUACUCCAUGUGCAUAGACUAAGCAUGACUGUUAGUUGUCUAUAGUCAGACAGAGAACCAACAAAACAACCAACCGGAAACCCUGACUAAAUAAAGGGAGUGAACCAGGA
Messenger RNA from Pomacea canaliculata, 4840 nucleotides. RefSeq names its product ras-related protein Rab-20-like. NCBI's taxonomy places the organism in Eukaryota, Metazoa, Mollusca, Gastropoda, Architaenioglossa, Ampullariidae. The transcript has 5 exons. Gene Ontology annotation, molecular function: GTP binding; GTPase activity. Gene Ontology annotation, cellular component: endomembrane system. The record is from RefSeq and is a predicted model, not a curated record. Gene Ontology annotation, biological process: intracellular protein transport. The coding region runs from base 128 to 751 and encodes 207 amino acids.